Messenger RNA from Spinacia oleracea (spinach), 1776 nucleotides. Its product is annotated as protein ROOT INITIATION DEFECTIVE 3. The transcript has 8 exons. Gene Ontology annotation, molecular function: protein binding. Bases 100 to 1458 code for a protein of 452 amino acids. Gene Ontology annotation, cellular component: rixosome complex; nuclear pre-replicative complex. Lineage: Eukaryota; Viridiplantae; Streptophyta; Magnoliopsida; Caryophyllales; Amaranthaceae. The record is from RefSeq and is a predicted model, not a curated record. Gene Ontology annotation, biological process: rRNA processing; DNA-templated DNA replication.
ACUUUUAUAUGAAUAAGGUGAAGCCGUAAAGAGAACCGUUUGGUAAAAACACCCGGUCCAACCUAAAACCCUCUUCGAAAACCUCUUCGUCACUCAAAAAUGGAGGAGGUCAUUUUGGCGUCGUCCUCCAUGGACGGCGGCGUAGGUCGCUUUGACUUAGAUGUUAUCCCCGAGAAAUACCGUAAGGAGGGGGCGCCGUCGUCUUACAAAACAUGCUUGUCCCCUCCUCACGGCCUCGUUUCCGUUGGCGGCCGUUUCCUAGCCUCCUCUCAGCUCCGGGAGUCCUCCACUUCCGGCCUCAUUCAUUACUGGUCAUGGAACAAGCCUCAGCCGGAAGUGAGGAGUUUUCCGGCAGAGCCAAUUAAACCCUUGGUGUCGAAUCGCGAAGGUACAUACCUAAUUGGUGGCGGCGUUUCAGGCGAUAUUUUUGUUUGGGAGGUUUUUACUGGUAGAUUGCUCAAGAAAUGGCGUGCGCAUUAUGGGGCAGUUUCAUGUUUGACAUUAUCCGAUGAUGAAUCCCUGCUAAUAUCUGGUGCAGAAGAUGGACGUGUUAAAGUUUGGUCGCUCUUCAUGAUGUUUGACGAUGCUAGAAGAAAGGAAGCGAGGCAUGACCAUGUACAUAAUUUUCGGGAGCAUACUCUACGUGUUACAGAUGUCAAAUCAGGUCAUGGUGGAUCUAAUGCUGUCAUUAUUUCUGCUUCUGAAGAUCAAACUUGUAAGGUGUGGAGCUUGGCAACAGGAAGAUUGCUGCGGAACAUUAUAUUCCCGUCUGUUAUUGAUGCAAUUGCCAUUGAUGUGGGAGAGUAUGCUUUUUAUGCUGGCGGUAGAGAUGGCAAAAUAUACAUAGCUGCACUUAAUGCUUUAACUACGAGCAGUAGUACUGACUAUGGGAAGCAUAUCAUUGGCUUUAUAGCUAACUCAAGCUGUAGGGCUGUUACCUCUCUAGCAUUCCGUGCUGAUGGAUUCUCGUUGGUUUCUGGAUCAGAGGAUGGACAAAUUCGCGUAUGGGAUACUAGAACUCGUGAUAUUGUUCGCCUAUUUCCACACGGUAAAGGUCCAGUGACCAACAUUCUGAUUACUAGGUCUCCAGAGAGAGAAUUGAAGUCCCAAGCUUCUCUUGGAAAGAGGACCUCAUUACCUCCUCCACUUGAAAAAUAUGCAAACUCUAGUGACGAACCUGUGGGCACAAAGGCUUUUAUUGGUUGUGACAGCUCUUCUAAUCAAGCUGGUGGUUCUUGCCUCAUUGAACAUGUGAUGAACAACCAAAUCAAAGAGUUUCAGCAACAAGGUUCAACUACUGCGGCAGAAAUGGAAGUUGAGCGACUAAAGCUGGAGUGCAUGACAGCAAAGCAGAUGGUCCAACAAUGGAAAAAUAUGUACGAUCAUUUGCAUCAGUUUUGUGUUGAUGAACUUGUUGAUGAUAGUCAAGCUAAGCAUAUUAAAAUUAAUUCUGCUUGAAGAUAUUAUUGCAAAGGGUGAUGCAAGUUAUCCAGCUAUGGAAAAAGAAGUGUGAUAAUUUGCAUCAGUUUCGUGCACAUGAGCCUGUGGAUGACACUCGGGCAAAACAUAGUAAUACCAAAUUCGAUUCAGGUUUUGCUAGUGUCGUAACAGUUUUCAAGUUUUGUAUGCUAUGAGGCUCCGUAGUUCUCAUUUGGUUCGUUUUUGAUCAUCUUUCAAAAAAUAUUUGACAGGGAUAAACAUUACUAAUUAUCAGCUAUACAACAUCUGCAAUGAUAAAAUAGAUCAGUAUACCACAAAUUUAGAGAAAAUACAUAA